UAAGUAUUCCAUAAACAAAAUUUGUUUAAAAACCAUUUAAACUACGUUAUUGAGGUCACGUGAGCCUCAUUCUGAUGCGGUUUAAAUGUGUUCUAUGUGAACGCGCAUAACGGUUCCACUAACGGUUCUGAGAGGAGACGGUCAUGAAGUGAGAGAUUAUUUGAUCUGAACAUGGAUAUGGAGUUUGAUAAGUCUCUUCUCACAGUCCACAUAAACUACAAUAACUUUCCAGCGAAGUUAUGGUGUUUGACAAACGAUCCUGAAAACAACUCGGUCUUCUGGAGCCCAAGUGGAGACAGCUUGAUAGUGGACCAGCAGCGGUUCGAGGACGAACUGUUGUCACCGGUCAAACAAGACGCUAAACUCUUCAAGACCACCCACUUCACCAGCUUCAUCCGGCAGCUCAACCUGUACGGCUUCCGGAAGCUUUUCGACGGGCCCUCCAAAGACAGACACCGCAACCUGCACCAGUUCCACAACCCCUACUUCAAACAGGGUCGGCCAGAACUUCUGGUCCAUCUGAAGAGGCUGACCAUCAGUAACAAGGCCAAGAUGCAGGCCGGAGAGGACGUGACCUGUCGUCCCCCGAGCCGAGGCCAUCAGCAGCGGCGACACAACACUACAGAGGAGAAAACUACAGGUUCUGCACACCAAUAUCAGCACAUAUCCCAUCAUCAGCCGAAGGGGUUUGACCGAAGCCUGAUCCCUCCCCAGUCCUGGAUCUUUCCUUGCAGCGAUGUGUCCCCUUUCUACUCCAACAAAGGCAUCCCGGUGUCGGUCAUCCGGCCGUAUCCGUACAGCACUCCUCACAGAGCUCAGUCCAGUCCCGCUGCCCUGUUCCCACAGGAAGCUAAAUAUAUCCCUCAUCACCUGUCCUAUCCUCCUGGAUUUUACCCGCCAGUAGUUUGUCAGUGUUGCACUGCUGGAUUUAUGGAAGCAGAUCGAACAAGUGGCGAUCAAACAUCUCUGUCAUACGCACAUUAUGCUUAUUACCCGCAGAAUUAUUCAGUGAGCCACCAUCACAACAGCAUCCAGACCGCAAACUGGCCAGCACACGGUACACCUGAGGCUCAAAGGGCGGACGUGAACCUUGACAGAGUGUUCCAGAUGGUGGACGAGUUCCAGGGGUUGCCGAACGUCCACAUAGUCCGAGUGGGCACCCCUGUGAAGCCCCAGCACUCCUCCGGCUCUCCUGUCUCCACGCUACCUGCUGAAGCCGACAGUCCUCAGAGCUCCAGGUCCGAGACUGCAGUAUCCAGUCCUCAGAGAGACGUGCGUUGGUCCACCAUCGCCAGCGGUGUGAGCACUCAGUACAUCAAACUCGAGUCAGAGGGACACGAGGUGGAGAAUCAAGGACCCGCCCAGCUCAAAGAACAUGAUUCAACAUCUCUGGAGUCCUCAGAAAAGGCUACAGAUCAGAAACUGACAGCAGAGCAAGACUCGUGAAAAACACUCCCUGCAGCUUCUUUAGAUGACAGGCAGGAUUCAUCAGCAUAUGCACAUGACAUCAUAUCCAAAAAACAAAGCUCUUAUUUACAACAUUUUAAACUUAUUUAAGAAAGUUUUGUAUGAUUUCAAGUAGUUUUAGUUUUUUUGUUUUCUCGAAAAAAGUAAUUUUCUCAGAAUUUUGACUUUAAUUUUAAUGGUAUUUUUAUGCUAAAUACACAUGCUUUGAAUAUCUACAGUGAACGUGAUAUUUUAUUUGUAAUUAACUCAUAUAUAUUUCAGUAUUUAUAAGCAUCAAUAUAUAAUUUAUAUAUUUAACAUUAGCACAAGAGUGAAAGUCAGAUUGUAAUAGCACUGAAAUGAACUGAUUUGUUUUCAGCUAAAUUUGAAUAAAUGCAAAGCGAGUGAAUCCCUGA
Molecule: messenger RNA, 1862 nt
Organism: Megalobrama amblycephala (Wuchang bream)
Lineage: Eukaryota; Metazoa; Chordata; Actinopteri; Cypriniformes; Xenocyprididae
Gene: hsf5
Product: heat shock transcription factor family member 5
Exons: 7
Coding region: 172-1446 (424 amino acids)
Biological process (GO): regulation of DNA-templated transcription
Molecular function (GO): DNA-binding transcription factor activity; sequence-specific DNA binding
Source: RefSeq, a predicted model, not a curated record